GCUGCGCCAGCGCCAGCGCCAUGACAGUGGGCGGGUGCAGCAGCAUCUGUGGAGCGAGGGUCGAGAACCUUCUUCAGUCUUGCUCCGCUCUGUAAUCUCUGCACUCGCCCUCGCCUCAUCCCAUCCAAUCCCGCCUGGAGGACCAGGCGCUCAUCACGGAGUGACUGUAGUAGAGUUUAGGAGCCGUUACUGUGGACGGAGAGACGGGGACGUGAGCGGCCAUUGAGGGUGGCCAAGGUGCCGGUGACCCCCCACAUCUGUUCGGUGUGCGGGCUGAGCUUCGACGGAGGACCACAUGAUGGGGCACCAUAAGGGGAAGCGUUGUGAGUGCGACGUGUGUGGUAAGACUUUCCCGGCCCCGAGCCAGCUGGAGAUCCAUCUGCGGCAUCACACGGGAGAACGCCCCUUUGUCUGCUCAACGUGCGGCAAGAGCUUCGCCCACUACAGCAACCUGCUGCGCCACAACCGCGUGCACUCCGAAGAGAGGCCCUUCACUUGCUCCGACUGCGGCAAAGGCUACAAGUCAUCCUCGGAACUGAAAUCGCACAGGUUCCUGCACACCGGGGAGCGGCCCUACACCUGCAGCGACUGCGGCAAGGGCUUCGCCCGCUUCGACGGCCUGCAGAAGCACCAGCGCACCCACACUGGCGAACGCCCCUACACCUGUGCCCAGUGUGGCAGAGGCUUCACCCAGUCCAGUCACCUGCUGGACCACCACCGCACCCACACCAGUGAGCGCCCCUACACCUGUGCCCAGUGCGGCAAGGGCUUCACCCACUCCAGCAGCCUGCAGCAUCACCAGCGCACCCACACCGGCGAGCGCCCCUACACCUGCGCCCAGUGCGGCAAGGGCUUCACCCGCUCCACCAGCCUGCGUUACCACCAGCGCACCCACACCGGCGAGCGCCCCUACACCUGCGCCCAGUGCGGCAAGGGCUUCACCACCUCCAGCAGCCUGCUGGUGCACCAGCGCACCCACACCGGCGAGCGCCCCUACACCUGCGCCCAGUGCGGCAAGGGCUUCACCCACCUCCACCGGUCUGCGGUACCACCAGCGCACCCACACCGGCGAGCGCCUCUACACCUGCACUCAGUGCGGCAAGGGCUACACUGCCUCCACCGGUCUGCUGUACCACCAGCGGGUGAACGCCGGCGACUGUCCCUUCCCCAGCCCGGUGCGUGGAGAGCGCUUUGCCGUGGCCUCCCACGCCCUGUCUCACCAGCACGUGCGCACCAGUGGUCCGCCCUACGACUGUCCGUACUGUGGUGAGGAGUUUGACAGCUCGCGGGGGUUGCGGCAGCACAGGCGGACCCACGCCGGCGAGCAGCUGCUCCCACUGUGACAAGAGAGCACGGGGGCUGGGGGGGGGCACCAGUGGAAACACACCGGAGAGAGACCCUUUGUGUAGCAAGGAUUUCACCCGUAUGUCCAGCCUGUGGCAGCACCGGCGUACUCACAGCGGUGACCAUACCUUCCCCUGCCCGUCCUGUGGUGAAGGCUUCACCCGCCUUGCCAAGCUGCUGGAGUCCCGGUGAGUCCACACCGGCCAGCGCCCCUUCACCUGCUCACUCUGUGGCAACGCCUUUACCCGCUCCUCCAGCCUGCUGGCACACCGCCACAUGGAUAGGUGCUGUUUAGGUAAAGACAAAAUGCUGGAAGGAAUGGGUAACGCAUCGGGUCGUUUCUUCAGUCAUCCUUUCCACCUCUCCAGAGAUGCUGUCUGUCCCGCUGAGUUACUCCAGCACUUUGUGUCUGUAAAUAAGUGAUCAAACACACUUGUACUUUACACUAGUCUUUAAUGAGAACACAGGGUUAAACACACAUCAGCAGUCACUGUCUCCAGUCUGCUACUGUACCGUGCAGAAGGAGAAGAAGGCGUUAUUAUAAUUGGUAACUAAAGGCAAGGUAAGGCAAGUUUAUUUGUAUAGCACCAUUCGUGCAAACAGCAAUUCAAGGUGCUUUACAGGAAAGAAAAAAAAAAUAGUCAAUAAUUAAAAAUUGCAAAACAAGCAAUACGACAAAUGUAUGAAUAAUAAAACAACGUCAAUGAAACAAUAAAACAAUUUUAAAAAGCA
Molecule: messenger RNA, 2076 nt
Organism: Leucoraja erinaceus (little skate)
Lineage: Eukaryota; Metazoa; Chordata; Chondrichthyes; Rajiformes; Rajidae
Product: zinc finger protein 239-like
Exons: 2
Coding region: 296-1270 (324 amino acids)
Biological process (GO): regulation of transcription by RNA polymerase II
Molecular function (GO): DNA-binding transcription factor activity; RNA polymerase II cis-regulatory region sequence-specific DNA binding
Source: RefSeq, a predicted model, not a curated record